GAGAGAACAAGAGAUAUGGGGAUACAGGGUCUCUUGCCGCUGUUGAAGUCGAUCAUGGCGCCGGUCCACGUGAGGGAGCUGGAGGGCUGCUCGGUCGCCGUCGACACCUAUUCCUGGCUCCACAAGGGCGCUCUCUCUUGCAGCAGGGAGCUCUGUAACGGGUUGCCCACCACCAGGCACAUUGAGUACUGCAUGCGCAGAGUGAAUUUGCUCCGGCAUUAUGGAGUAAAACCAGUUCUUGUUUUCGAUGGAGGUCUCCUACCGAUGAAGAUUGAACAGGAGAACAAGCGUGGAAGGUCCAGGAAGGAAAAUCUUGCUCGUGCUAUUGAGCAUGAGUCAAAUGGAAAUCAUGCUGCUGCUUAUGAGUGCUAUCAAAAAGCAGUAGACAUCACCCCUUCCAUGGCACACGAGCUAAUCCAGGUCUUAAAGCAGGAGAGCAUUUCUUAUGUUGUUGCCCCUUACGAGGCGGAUGCUCAGAUGACUUUCUUGGCAGUCAGUAAACAGGUCGGUGCUGUGAUCACAGAGGAUUCAGAUCUUAUACCAUUUGGCUGUCCCAGAAUAAUCUUCAAAAUGGACAAGUUUGGCGAAGGUGUUGAGUUCCAGUACUCCAAGCUACAUCAGAACAGGGAGCUCAGUUUUGUUGGAUUUACUAAGCAGAUGGUUCUUGAGAUGUGCAUAUUGAGCGGGUGUGACUACUUGCAAUCACUCCCUGGCAUGGGUUUGAAAACAGCGCAUGCACACAUCAAAAAAUUCAAAACUUAUGAUAAAGUGAUUAAGCACUUGAAAUAUACCGGUGUUUCAGUUCCUCCAAGUUAUGAAGAAUUAUUCCAAAAGGCCAUUUUGACUUUCCAGCAUCAACGGGUCUAUGAUCCGAUUAAUGAAGCCAUUGUAUAUCUAUAUGAUAUAUCGAAUGUUGCUGAUGAUGAGUUGGAGUUUCUAGGACCAUCAAUACCGCAAGAUGUGGCCAGAGGUAUUGCAGAAGGGGAUCUCGAUCCAUUUACCAAAGUUCCAUUUCAGGGCAGGGAUGUUAGCGCCAUGGUGAUUGAGAAAGCACAAUAUUUGAAACUUUUCAAGCCCAAAGGUGAAAAGAAGAAGCUAGACUUACCUGCACAGAAGAAUGUCCUGACAAAAUAUUUUUGCUUCGCAUCUCUUGAAACAAAGAGGGAUUUCAAGGCUCCUAGAGCUACCUCUAACCAGUCAAGUCCAGUGGAUAACCUUUCUCAGAGUUUCAGUGAACACAAUUCUGAGGAGGCUCUGGCUGAUACGAGCCAUUGUCAACCGUCUGAGCUCCAUGAAGAAGAAGAUGGUUUCCCACGAGAAGUUCCAGAGGCAACAGGAUUAAUGGAAAGUGGUAAGCCCAAAGCCGAUCGUGGCCAUACGAUUCUGAUAUGUGCAGGUACAUUGGACGAGGUUGGAAGACCAGGGCUCUCAUUACUACAACAAUCCAGGCUUCCGAUUCAUAAACCUUGUAUAUCAUCGAAGGAGCAUCAACCCAAAAGCCCUAUAGACAGAGUUGAUGAAAAAACAUGGAAAGAGCACAAAAACCCUAUUGUAAGGAGUUCCUACUUUGAGCAUCAGUUUGUAAAUGAAACUAAUAGAGACAAGGAACGAGAAGAUACCCUGGUUGGAAGUGAUCCCACAAGUGUCGGAGGGACUGUUUGUGUGAAAGGAAUGAUAAUAAAAAAGAAGACCAACCCUGAUGACACGGCUGAAAAUGUAGGUGUAAACAGCAUCGAGGAUAAAACAAGAAAAGACGACAGAGAGGUCAUCGUAAGGAGCUCUUAUUUCAAGCAUCAUGCUGCGAAGGAAACUAAUAGAGAUGAUGGGAAAGAAAAUAUUCUGGUUAAGAGUGAUCAUCCAAUCAGUCUAGGUGAGACUGACUUUACGAAGCGAGUGAUCAUGAAGGGGAAAACCUCCCUUGAUGAUAUAUCGCAAAAAGUAGGUGUAAACGGAAUCGAGGAAAAAGCCAGAAGAGAGAACAGAAAGGUUAUUAUAAGGAGCUCCUAUUUCAAGCAUCAGUCUGCAAAUGAUACCGAUAAAGAUGACGAAAAAGAAAAUAUCCCAGUUGAAAGUGAUCAACCCAUCAAUCCAGGCGAGACUGACUUUUUGAAAGGAAGGAUCAUCAAGAGGAAGACCUCCCUUGAUGGCACAGUGGAAAAAGAGAGCUCCCAGCAAAAGCGUAUGCAUGUGGAUGAUUCUGUUGUCGAUGAUGGUAAUCAUGCCCCUGCCCCUGGAUCAGAGAAGUCAUUCACUGGUUCUGAAGAAAAAUUUGGAGCUGACGUCUCUCAUUUGGGCCGCUAUUCUGACAUAGCAGAAGAAUCAUUAGAGAGAUUCGUCUCGGUAAUAUCGUCGUUUAGAUUCACUGGUUCUGGUUCUCGUGCCAGUGGUCUCCGUGCCCCUCUGAAGGAUGUGCACAACACAUGUACAAAUAGUAGGUCCACUACUGCCCCAGAUUUCAGUCAGUUUGCAUAUGUGGCGAAGAACAGGAAGCCCAUGAUUCCAACCCGCAGGAGCUGAUUGUGGGCAGUAUAUUGCGAUGUAGAUAGUUGCAUCUGCUGAACUCCUAGUCAAUACGAUAGUUGCAGCUGUUAUAUUGCCCAGGCAUGGCCAAUCAAAGUGAACAUCCGCUUGUGUUUUAUAAUAAUGUGUGAACUAUGCUUGUUCUAAUCCUUUGCCAUCCAACUGUUAUGAGCAGGGUCGAUCCAGUAACGUGUUUUGCACGAGUCAAAAUCAUCAGCGACGUUGCUAUUCUUGCAUCAUGUCCAUCAUCUUCGAUGCUGUAAAUCAAGAUGUUACUCCCUCAUUUCGAGGCGGUGGAGGGACGGCCUCGAGGUUGAUUUUUUGUUUUUUCCCGAUAUGUUGGUUGAUCGUUUUUGUGGGAGGAGAUCCAUUUCAUCAGGUCAAACUAGCAUUCUAAAAUUGCUAGACACCUUUUGUUCAUAUUUUGAUUUCCGGAUCACUUUGAUUGGGAUCAUCUUUCGGAUUUCAUUCCAGAAAAGGCUCGAAUAUCUUGAGCCACAAAGUUCUGAUGGACUGGGUUACGUGAUCAGUUUUGCUUUCCUGAUUGCAAGUGGCAAUGUGGGAUUCACAAUCACAGAGGGUUAUCUACAAUUUUUGCAGGGAAUUUUAUUGUGGAACAUGUCAAUUAGCCACACGGCAAGAAUUGGCUAUU
This is a messenger RNA of Syzygium oleosum, 3172 nucleotides long. RefSeq names its product exonuclease 1. Gene Ontology annotation, molecular function: DNA binding; 5'-flap endonuclease activity; 5'-3' DNA exonuclease activity. The transcript is spliced from 14 exons. The record is from RefSeq and is a predicted model, not a curated record. Bases 16 to 2517 code for a protein of 833 amino acids. Lineage: Eukaryota; Viridiplantae; Streptophyta; Magnoliopsida; Myrtales; Myrtaceae.